Lasiodiplodia theobromae is the source of this 1572-nucleotide messenger RNA. RefSeq names its product F-box domain cyclin-containing protein. The coding region runs from base 1 to 1572 and encodes 523 amino acids. The record is from RefSeq and is a predicted model, not a curated record. NCBI's taxonomy places the organism in Eukaryota, Fungi, Ascomycota, Dothideomycetes, Botryosphaeriales, Botryosphaeriaceae. The transcript has a single exon.
AUGGAAAAGCGCAUUAGUCGAUCGAACCUCAAGCGGCGACAAGAGUCCCCCUACCCCAAAAAGGAAAGCAAACGCGGCAAGGCCGGGAACACCAAAGAAGCUAAGACCAGCCUGGACGACUUGCCCGAUGAGUUGAUUGAGGAAAUCUUCAAGUUGGCGAACACAUGUUAUCCUGGCCAUCUUCCUAUCGAUAAGAUAAGACAACAGCGGAAGACGCGCACCCUGUGGAGCAUAUGCUUGGUCUCGAAGAGGUUCUGCCGGAUAGCAGAGCCCCUGCUAUACUCAUGGUAUGCCGACUACGACUCAAUUACUCGCCGCCACUUCUUGCGCAGAAUCGCGCAAAGUCCGGACCAUGCAGCACGUGUGCGCGAAAUGGUAGUCCGGCUUGAGGAAAAAAUCUUUGCCGCCCAACCUCACGAGGGCGGAGACUUCGCCGACAUUUUUGCCGCUGCUGCAGAAGUGAAUGACAUACUUUCCAAAGAGAGGUGGCUCGUUGAUUUAGCGCGCGGCCGCUACGAAUCCGAGGCGUCGCUCCUCCUGGCCCAGACGCCGAACCUGGAGGAGCUUAAGUUUGAGAUUGAUAAGAGCUUUGGCACCUUUUACGGCUGGACGCAUCGGCUUGCGAGGUGGAUAAUUCAGACGCCGCCCGAGGCCGGACACGUUGCGCCACUGUCGAAGCUAAAGAGCCUCAUCAUGGUUACAGAAGGAUAUUUCCAGAUGCUCUCUGUGCAGGAUUUCCUCGGCAUUCCAACGCUGCGCAACCUUGAGCUUUGGACCCCCGAAGCAUCGGACGAGGAUGCCUCGGAUUGGCCCAGGGCGAUUUCGAACGUCGAGACGCUGACCAUUGGGCCCUGUGUAGUGGGUGACGAGUUUAUCAAAGGACUGAUGGCGUCGUGCAAAGCACUGAAAUGCUUCAACUACGCCAUCGGGCGCAAUCUGCUUAAUCAGCGGCAGUGGAAGUGCGAAGCAAUAGACAUGGACCGGUUGUACGAAGCGCUGCUGCAGCAUCAAGACUCAUUAGAGACGCUGAACAUCGAAGGAGAUCGGAGCCAACACGUUUUGACCGAAAGCUUUCGCCUGACUUGCUUCAACAACCUCAAACAUCUCACCGUAUCCUUUGCAUCCUUCAUUGCAAUGGGUGGGCCUCGAUGGGCGCCGCUGGACGCUCUGCCGGGCUCUAUCGAGACGCUGCACUUGAACUGCUUCAAGGAGCAUUGGCUCACGCUGUCGGCCUUCCUGUCGGACCUCGUCGAAAACUACCGCGAGGAGUUUCCUCGAAUCAGGCUUCUGGAGCUUCUCGUGGAUGGCACGGCAUUCCACUUCAUGCACGACAAGUUGGACUUCCUGCCGAGCAGACUGAUUUGGGCAGGCAUCGAGCUACGCCUGGACGAGAGACCGAAAGGGGAGAACUUCCUGUACCUGCAACCGGUGCAGUCUACGCCUGGGACGUGUUCGGUGAUAUCGACGCUUGUGCCAGAUGACCUGUCGAAGCCGCGCAAGGCUGAUCGGGGGGUUCGUAGUUGGAAGAUGGUGUUCCCGGAGCGGUCAAUCGACACGCCGGAGAAGGAGUAG